UCUCCCCUUGUCCAAUAAAUUGUGAGUUCCACCCUAUAUAUAGACACACACACACAAGCACAUUUGUGCUACCAAUUAAUCAAGGUUGAUAAAAUUUUAAUUCUAUAGCUUUGAUUUCCAUUGCAAAUGAUUAACACUCCAGGUGAAUUCUAUGACAUUGGCAAGAAGGCCAGAGAUCUUCUGCAUAAGGACUAUGCUCAUCAACCACGCGUGCCAAUUCAUUUUGAUUAUCGAAGCCUCAAGUCAAAUACUGAUAUCUCAUGCAGAGUUAAAGAUAUUGUUCCAAUUGUUCCUGAACUCAACACCCUUUUCAGUUUUGUCACGCCAAAUUCUGGCAAGGUGGAGCUGGAAUACCUAAAUGGUCUUGCUGGUAUUAGUGGAGGCAUUGGACUGAUACAAAACGAUGCCCUUAGAAGAUUUGAACCAAUUGCAAACCUUUCAGGUGUGAUAGGACGAGGCGCUCUUUUCUCCUUCGGAACGGACCUUGCCUUUGACAUAUAUACAGGGCAAUUCAACAAAUUCAAUGCUGGUUUGAGCUUGAAUAGUGACUUUGUUAAUACUUCCUUGUCCUUGGAUGGGCUUGACAGCUUGAAAGCUUCAUGCCACUGCUUGGUGAACCCACUGACCAAGACGGCCAUUGCAGCAGAGUUGAAACACAGCUUUUCAGGCAACAACACUGCACUUGUAAUCGGCGCCCAGCACGCAUUUGCCCCCUCCACACUGGUCAAGGGUCGAAUUAGCACACACGGCAAGGUUGGUGCUCUUAUACGGCAAGGAUUGUGGGAGAGGAUUUUCCUGUCUCUAUCUGGAGAAGUGGAUUUUACAGACACAAAUCCAAAUGCAACUCUGAAAAUCGGAUUAUCUCUGGCUGUUAGGCUCCAAAUGAGUAUCAUUUAGAAGCCAGUGUUUUGCUGGGGUUCCAAAACUGGAAUAAUCAUCUUCCUUCUUUGUUUGGUGUGGUAUAAGUAAGAGAGAGACUGGGGUUUUUAUUAGUUUUAUGAGGCCAGAUAGUGUGGAGAAAGUGAAGGGAAACACAUAUGUACAAUCAAAUCAAAUUUAGUAUUUACUAAUAUAUGAUAAAAGCAUAGUAGGAUUCUGUUUGAUGAAAAUUUGAUAAACAGGACAUAUAAAGCAUUUUCCAGUCGUCCAAAAACUAUACGAGAUCCAAGUUUGAACACGAAGAACCAAGUCACUGUAUAAGAUUGAUAUACGACUAACCACAAAAUCUUAAAAACUCGCA
Molecule: messenger RNA, 1240 nt
Organism: Rosa chinensis
Lineage: Eukaryota; Viridiplantae; Streptophyta; Magnoliopsida; Rosales; Rosaceae
Product: mitochondrial outer membrane protein porin of 36 kDa
Exons: 5
Coding region: 127-897 (256 amino acids)
Biological process (GO): monoatomic anion transmembrane transport
Cellular component (GO): mitochondrial outer membrane
Molecular function (GO): voltage-gated monoatomic anion channel activity
Source: RefSeq, a predicted model, not a curated record